Molecule: messenger RNA, 1877 nt
Organism: Porites lobata
Lineage: Eukaryota; Metazoa; Cnidaria; Anthozoa; Scleractinia; Poritidae
Source: the annotation of a GenBank genome assembly
AUGGAUCCCCCACCCACUGCACCACCCAUGGCUCAGCCGUAUUCCCCAGGGCAAGCGAUGUAUCCACCGGCGUACCCCCCGGGUCAGUAUCCAGUGGUAACUCAACAACCGGCACCGUAUGCACAACAGACUAGCAACACCACUGUAGUGUUGAGUCAACAACAAGUAGUGUUGAAACAGGGACAACGGAAUUGGAGCUCUGGAUUGUGUGGUUGCUUUGAGGACUGUAGCUCUCGUAAGUAUUCUUUAAGCGGCACUCAAAUGAGUUAAUGUGGCGUUAAUAAUAGUAACUAAUUCACCUUCGCGUAAAAGCCACCCUAUGCCUUUUGAUGGAUAAGUUAUGGGUAAAAAAUUUUGCAUAAGGCAUAGGGAGAGCUGAUAGAGAAAAUUUGCCAGCGUCGCUGAAGAGGAGGAGGGUAGGGAAACUUGCUUGUCCGUUGUAGAUUAGACUUUCGAGAAGACGGCGAAUUUGUUUGCUAGAGCAUAUAAAAGGCCUAGGGAAUUUCCCUGGGUACCGUAAAGGACUAAUAGACUGCUUUACAAGGGAGCACGCAGUAAUCUAGUUGAUUAAAUCGUGAAGCGGCGGCUUUUACACGAUUGAGAAUAGUUAUAACUUUAUUUAUCAAGCGUUAGUAUUUCUUGCUCGAAUGUACUCAUUGAGGGCAGUAUUCAGUCGGUCGACCGUAUUCAGUCACGUAUCCUAAUAGAUACGGCUCCGCCAUUUUUACUUGGUUAUAUCCUUGUCACGUGAAGCGGUUUAUCCGUUUCCAAACCAUAGACAAUACCUUCUUCCUCAGUUUUCUUAAGACCCCAAGUAUUGGUCCAGAUCCGGAAAUCGAAUCCGCGACUUCCUGCUCUGCAAACAAACGCUCUUACCUGAGCUAACUCAACCACGUUUAUUUUAUUUUGUUUGUGUUUCAAGUGUGUAUGGGCCUUUUCUGUCCUUUCUUCCUGCUGACUGAUGUUUCGUCCAGGAUGGGUGAAGGAUGUUGCUUUCCUUGCUGUUGCCCAGGUGCACUGUUGGGACUCAGGAUCAAGCUGAGGGUGCAGGAGAAUAUUCAGGUAUUCGAGAGGUUUCAAGAGCUUAAAGAACAACCUCUUUCUAGGGGACGAGUUUGCUUUAAGGAGCUUUGUCCCACAUCUAUGAAAAUUAAAUAAAACCAUUUAAUAAAAAGAUGCCACCAAAAUGAAUUGAAUGAAAUAUGAAAAUAACCAAUCCAUCAAAACAGUAAAAGAACAUUUAAAUAACACUGCAGAAAACCUUUUUCACAGCACCCACUUGUAAAGCACUGUGCAAACCUGAGAAACCAACUUAUUAAGCCCUAAAUUUUAUGUUUGAGGCUUUAAGGCGCUCUAGUGAAGUGUGUUCUCGAAUCUUAAUAUGUGAUUAUUACAUUACGGGAGCAGUCUGAUUUAGCCACUACUGCAAAAUUGUGGCAUUAUAACUUUUCUUUAAUAUAUUUGUUAAUUAUCGCCUUGACCACACCUUUAGACUUAAAAAGAACCUUUCACUUUGAAAGGAGGUAUUGAGAGCCAAUUUUCGUGAAGAGACAAAAAACUAAUUAUUAAGUUUUUCACUAUUUUUUGUAUCAACGGCCAGAGUUCUCUAUAAGAGAAUAAAGAAACAAUACCAAAUAGUUGCGUCUACAACUGCCGUGAUGGUCUUUCAUUUAAUUCUUCACCCCACAUUUCCUGUAUAUGAUUUUCAUAUAAUCAUUAUUUUAAUACCAAAAACAGGAUAAUUCACCCAUGACUGACUUCAUUUCAUCCACUUGCAGGGCACCCUUUUUGACGAUUAUUGUGCGGUUGAGUGUUGUCCACUUUGUGUUCUCUGUCAGCUGGCCCGUGAGCUUAAUCAUGUUCAACGUCGCGGUUAA